Messenger RNA from Zootoca vivipara (common lizard), 5422 nucleotides. RefSeq names its product coiled-coil domain containing 34 (gene CCDC34). NCBI's taxonomy places the organism in Eukaryota, Metazoa, Chordata, Lepidosauria, Squamata, Lacertidae. The record is from RefSeq and is a predicted model, not a curated record.
GCCGCGGGUGCGGCCAAAGGCCGGGGGGCCUCGGAGGGAUGAAGGGCGGGCCGAGCAAGGCCUAGUAGUUGGUCCCUGAGGCGGUGGGAACAAAGAGGUUGAGUCCGGACCUCCCUCAGGUGCGGAAGGCGGUCUAUGAGAAAUGCCCGCCGCUCAUUCUCACGUUCCUUCCUUGCAGGUCCGUGUCAGCGCUAUGCCCACCUCCGUGCCCCCAAGUAGAAGGCGGGGAGCAGCCUAUUCCACCCCACCCUCCCCUGCUAGCUCCGACGACGAGGGGGCCGGCAAGUCUUCCUCUUUCUCCCUGAUCUCUCCGAGUUUCCACCGAGGUUUCCACCUCGUGAGGCAGGAGGAAGAGACAACAUCAGCUAGCAGGGGGUCAGGCAUCCCUCAAAGGAUUAAACAACAUAGUGCAGAACAUUUUAAAGAUACAAAAAGGAAAAAUCGGCCAGUUGUGGAAGAAAAUCUCUCGCCAUGGGAAGAGUGGUUCCUUUCCAAAGAGAAAGAGCUGCGUGCUCGACAACAAGAACAAGCUAUAAGGGAGGUGAAUAAGGAAAAGGAGAAAAGGAGGGAAAAACAGGAACGUGAAAGGAAAAAAAUGCUGGCUGAAGAGAAACACAAAGAGUGGGUCCAGAAAAAAAAUGAAGAGGUGAAAAGGGAAAAACGGGAAAGGGAGCUUAAGCUCAGCAAAGAGAUGGCAGAAAAAGCAGCCAAAGAACUUGAGAGAGCACAAUCAAAGGAAAAGUCACAAGAGAUGUAUCAAGAAUGGCUAAAGAAAAAGAAAAUGGAAGAUGGUCAGAAGAAGAAGGAAGAGAAGGAGAAAGAAAAACAACGGGAAGCUGAACUACAGGAGAAAAAAGAAAAAUCAGAGCAGAUGUUCAAAGAAUGGCUGCAAAAUUCCAAAACUAAGCCCCGCCGAGCAUCAGCUGGCUGUGCCUCUGCAGAUGGGAAAGAUACUGGCAAUCAAGAUGGAAAUACAUAUCCAGCUCCAGCCUUUUACAAUCCAGUCCCUUGGAAACCAGUUCAUGUGCCUCCUCCCAAGGAAGAGAAAGUUUCAGUCUCAACCAAAGUUCGCCUGUUUGGGGACAGUGAAGACGUGCAUCGGAAAUAAGGCUGUUAGUCACUAACUUCUGCUUCCCACACCAUAGCAUGCAUCAAAUAAAAAGAAGGCAUAGCACAGCAUUACAGUGAGUGGUAGCAUUGAUGGGGUUGUGUAGACAUAGGCUACUGUAUAUAGAGACCUGUUUACAUUAUUUUUCUGAUAAGUAGAUUCAGUAAGCACCUGGGUCUUCGCCUCAUGUUGCUCACUCCCCAUGGCUCAUAUGCCAUGAACAAGUCUCCCCGAGCCAAGGAGACAGCAAAGUAAUUGUUUUGUGCGAUUAAGUGGUAUCACAUAAUAUACCUCCUAAAAUAUCCAUGUACUUGCCUUAUGUGGUGAUUGUUCUGGACAUAUUUUCUGCUAUGCAUAAAGUGGAAUUUGCCAUUGUCUCUUAAAAGUUCUGUUUAGAUCAUCCAAAAACUCACAAGAGUGCUGGCAUGUGGCAAGCUCUACAAUACCCUGAAAAAGGACAGCUUGCAUUCAAAUGCUGCUAUUGGUGUCAAAGGUUCUUUCCUGCAAACCUUUCUUAGUUAUAUUAUCACACUAUUUUUGCUGUAUAUGCCCACAGAAUUGUUAUUUGGACACCGCCAUUGAUGAUCUCCGGCAGGCUAGGGACAAAGGUGGAAGCUUUUUCCUAGUUCUGCUGGAACUCUCAGCGGCCUUUGAUACCAUCAACACGACAUCCUUCUGGACUGGCUAGAGGGGCUGGGAGCUGGAGUUACUCCUUCCUCCUGGGACUUGUUCAGAAAGUGGUGUUGGGGGAUGAUUGUUCAGACCCCUGGGCUCUCACUUGUGGGGUGCCUCGGUUCCGUCCUCUUGCCCAUGCUUUUAAACAUCUAUAUGAAGCCUCUGGGAGAGAUCAGGGGGUUUGGGCUGGGUAUGUGCAUGAUACCCUGACAAGACAAGACAGAAGUACUGUUUUGGGGUGGUGGUGCGGAGGACUUGCUGGUCCUGAAUGGGGUAACUGAGCUACUGAAGGACUAGGUGUGCAGCUGUCCAUGGAGGCACAGGUCAAUUCUGUGUCCAGGGUAGCUGUCUACCAGCUCCAUCUGGUAUGUAGGCUGAGACCUACCUGCCCACAGAACGUCUCGCCAGAGUGGUGCAUGCUCUGGUUAUCUCCCGCUUGGACUAUUGUGAUGCGCUCUACGUGGGGCUACCUUUGAAGGUCACCCGGAAACUACAUCUAACCCAGAAUGCAGCAGCUAGAAUGGUGACUGGGAGUGGCCUCUGAGAUCACAUAACACCAGUCCUGAAAGACCUACAUUGGCUCCCAGUACGUUUCAGAGCAAACUUCAAAGUGUUGGUGCUGACCUUUAAAGCCCUAAAUGGCCUCGGCCCAGUAUACCUGAAGGAGCGUCUCCACCACCAUCGUUCUGCCUCGGACACUGAGGUCCAGCUCCAAGUGCCUUCUGGCAGUUCUCUCACUACGUGAUGUGAGGUUACAGGAAACCAGGCAGAUGGCCUUCUCGGUGGUGGCACCCGCUCUGUGGAAUGCCCUAUCAGUUGUCAAGGAAAUAAACAACUAUCUGACUUUUAGAAGACAUCUAAGUCAGCCCUGUUUAGGGAAAUUUUUAAUGUUUUAAUCUGUUGGGAGCCACCCAGCCGGAUGGGCGGGGUAUAAAUAUUUAUUUAUUUAUUUAUUCCUACUACUACUACUACUACAAAGGGUAAAAAGCCUAGAUGUUAACAAUAAGUAGGCGGUCACUGGCAUCUAGCCACCCUCUCAUGCCUUCAGUUGAGUCUACACAGCUUUUCCAUAAUAAUUCAGCUUACAACAUAUUUAAAACUAUAAAAAGAAUCAAUAGCAUAUCAAGGAUCAAAGCAUGGGGGAUAAACUUAUCAAUGACUACUCAUCAUGACAGAUCUCUAUAUUACCUCCUGUAUCAGACGGUUAAGGCUCUGAAUACCAGUUGUCGCAAAAACACAUUUUUAUGUGGCACCUAAAAUUCAAUAGUGUAUGAAUUAACAGGCACAAUGAGGGAGUUCCACAACAGGGUGUCACCACCAUGAAGGCCCUAUUUCUGGUAACCUGACAAUAACCUAGAUGGCAUGGCAACCCAGGGCUGGACCUUCAAUGAAAUUUUACUCUUAUCAGCUUAAUAGAAUGUCCUUGAGUUGUGGUAUCAUAGGGUUCUGCAUUUAUUCACACGAUGUGUGUGCAUGCAAAAUGUUAAAUGUUAUGAUGUCAUGACAUAACUUAAAGUACAUGUUAUGGAAUGGAUAUGGGUUUAAAAACAGCCUUUUUAAAGAGGUUGUAGCCAUAUGUUUACAUGGCUUAUUGAACUGUGAAUACAAAACAGGGAUUCAAAUGUAAUUCAACCUACCCUAAAAGAAACUGAAGAAAGUGAUGUUUGGAGAAGGUAUAUGAUGUUCUUCUCAAAUUACAGGAUUAUUCAGCGUUGGUGGGUGGGUUGGUGGGUGGGUUGGUUGGUUGGUGAAAUGGAGUUUGCUACAAUUCAACUGAACAGACAAAAGUUGGGAUUCUCCUCAAACAUGCAGAUGAAGGGAUGGAAAGGUUCCAUCAUACUGGUCUGCAGAAUGUUCCUCUAAACUCAUCCCUAGCAGCUUAGUUUAUUUUAUCCAAUUAAUGUGUGCUUCCCAGGUACAUUAUUCUUGCACUGAAAUACAGCUCAGUUGAUGCAAGCACAUCCUGAAAUUAAAUAAGGUGGUCCUCAGAUACCACCAUCUGAGUUUCCCCGCUCCUUCCAAUACUUGUAAUGUAGAGAGGUGGAGCAAGGAGCAUUUACAGUCUUACUAUUUCAAUAAGUGUGUUACUUAAUUCUGUCUUCUCCCUCAGAUUUCCUGGGGAGACAGGUAUUCAGUCUUAUCUGUAGAAUGUGUUGCAUCUGGAAAGAGGCCUGUAUAAAUCUCUAAAAAUUGCAGCUUCAGAAAGAAAGAAAGAAAGAAAGAAAGAAAGAAAGAAAGAAAGAAAGAAAGAAAGAAAGAAAGAAAGAAAGAAAGAAAGAAAGAAAGAAAGAAAGAAAGAAAGCUCUUGCACAAUCUAAUCUGUAGCAUCACAAAUGCAAUUUUGUUCCCUCCUGAAUAAAGUUUUAGACAAGAUUGGUCAUGAGUGUGCAUGUUGGCUUCAGUUCAAUCAACAUAAUGGUUUUGCUGAGCAGAGAAGAAGGAAAGUAUUGUUUGGCUGGCUUCCAAGAGGAUAUAAAGCAUGAAGAAAAAUAUUGCUGUUUUGAAGCUUAAUUUUAAGGUUGCACACUGAAGAAAGUUUUUAUUUGUGUGGCCUUGGUUUAAAAAAGCCUAACCACCACAGUUCAGUACAGAGAAGUAUUCAUAAAAUCUUAGUGUAAAGAAGUUGUGUAGGGAUUGUAGGAGCAGCACUUUUGGGAUAUAGUGAUAUAGGAAAGUAUGUAUGUAUGUGCUGCUCUAAGAUCUUUUGAAUGCCUUUACCCAAUUUCCUUUUUCCACAUACUUAAAAUGUUUCUGGUCUUAAACAUAUGUAUCAGAAAAAUAGUGAGGUGAGUGAGUGAUACAAAGUUUUAGGAUAAAAGCAGGAAAGGGAGUAUUCAGACAUCCUCAGUUUUAGUGUGAUGCUCAACUGUCAUAUACAAUACCUUACUCACCUAUUACCUUGCUCAUCUGAAACUUCUACCACUUGCUGUGCCCUGUCAGAUCAGUUUCAGCAUGUUCAAGCAUUCUGAUUCCCACUUUACUUUGGCUUCUAACACUAGACUUUGGGUUUCUAAACUCCAGAUGCAGGUGUGGUGCUUUUUAGUCUUGCCUGCUGAGGUUAUUUGGCCCAGCUAAUGUUGCAAUGCAGGCCUCUUAUUUUGUGUUCCAGUUUUCCUUGCAUUUCAUUUGUGAGGGUGGUAGGGCAAGCCCCUCUUCUCCCUGGAACUUCAACUUUAGCCUACCUACCAAUUUCUAGAGGCGGAACUUCACCUAAUCUUGAAUGCCCUCCUGCCACCAGAGAGAAGAAACAGGUAAGUCACUCCCUCCCACUCACACAUUGCCUUGAGACCAUUCAACUGAUCAUCUUUAGCACUGUCACCCCACCUUAGUUCAUGAGUCAUUUUACACAUAGAUCACCUUCCAAUGUGGGGCUUCAGUUACCUAGUAGCAUGCAUUGUGCCUGUUGCUGAGAAUAUAGUGUGCAACUUGUAGACCACCCUUAACUGAUACAGAGGCAACUGUUAUACAAAUACGUACAUGGGAGGAUGUGAGUGUGGUAUCCACAUGCCCCACCCCAAGGUAGAGACAAAACCAGUGAAGAAGAAGAAUCCCCAGCUGUCAGUAUCACAUAAUAGUUUAAUUUUUAAAACCUUGGAUGUUGGGUGCUUUCAUUGUAACUAAAGGCCAAACUAGACACAA